This is a messenger RNA of Diachasmimorpha longicaudata, 2433 nucleotides long. RefSeq names its product protein-associating with the carboxyl-terminal domain of ezrin. Gene Ontology annotation, molecular function: protein kinase activity; ATP binding. The transcript has 4 exons. Lineage: Eukaryota; Metazoa; Arthropoda; Insecta; Hymenoptera; Braconidae. The coding region runs from base 1 to 1863 and encodes 620 amino acids. Gene Ontology annotation, biological process: protein phosphorylation. The record is from RefSeq and is a predicted model, not a curated record.
AUGGGCAAUGAAAAAAGUGCCCUGAGUGGGCUUGAGAUUGAUGAGAAAGCCAUUGAAGUUACGGAUUUUUGGCUACAUCACAGUGCAAGCACAAGUGGCGCGAAUUCGCAAUGUCUUUCGGUGUUCAUCAGUGAACCAUCGCUUCAUUCUACAGCCAACUUCGGCAAGCCCUCGCCCUUGGAGAGGACGGCGAAGAAUUUAAUGCUCCACCGUCAUCCCUGCAUCCUCAAGUACAUCUCCUCCUGGAAGAAAGGGAGUUCGUACUAUCUAGCAACCGAGGAAGCGAAACCCCUAGCUCAAGUAAUCGGUACCCAGACAACCCUUCAAAUAUGCAUAGGACUUCACAGUAUUCUCCGAGCUCUGAUGUUUCUCCACGAGAACGCCCUCGCCUCCCACAACAACCUCUCCUCCAGCUCAAUCUACGUAACCCCUGAGGGUUCAUGGAAGCUAGGAAAUCUCGAAUUCCUCUGCAAAUUCUCAGAGUUCAAUCAAGCUUAUUUAAAGAAAAUCAAGAACUUCAGGUAUGAGAAAGCCAUUACCCCUGAGGAGGACGCGUCCUCGAUGAUCUCUCACGUCAAUCCCGUGUCCAUUGACCAAUUCGCAUUUGGAGUACUUACAGAGGAUAUAUUGAGACUGAAGAAUUCAGAUGAUGUGCCAGCCCUUUUAGACUUCAAAGAAGUUUGUAGACAACAAUUACAAAAUGCUGAUCCAGCAUUAAGGCCAAGUUUACAUUCAAUACUUCGUCAUCCAUUUUUUACCCACGAUUUUAUUAAUAUUCAUGCAUUUCUCAUGGAGUUGCCAUUGAAAACGGAAGCUGAGAAGGAGCAGUUUUUUUUAAAUUUAGUUCCCCAACUGAAAUCAUUCCCCGAGAAAAUAGUAGCAGAGCAAUUAGGUCGUCUUCUGCUGUCCCGUCUGGUCUUGCUGGAUCCAACAGCCCAAAUUAAGCUUCUCCCCUACGUCCUAAGACCCAAAACCGAAGAAGAGCUGCAAGAGGAGACCGGUCUCUUCUCCGUCUCUACGUUCAAAAGCUACCUAGUCCCAAAACUCCUGCAGAUGUUUUGCGUGCGAGACACCUCAGUCAGACUACUCCUGCUGUCCCACCUCAACUCCUAUAUCUACGCAUUUCAAAUGGAUGAGUUAAAGAGCCAGAUACUGCCUGAACUGCUAGUUGGAAUAAAAGAUCACGACGACCAACUGGUAAGCAUCACUCUGAGAGCCCUAGCUGACUUGGUGCCAAUAUUGGGGGCUGCUGCAGUGAUUGGCGGUAAAAGAGGAAAACUGUUCACUGAUGGAAGGCCUAACCAUAAUCAGACUCGAGUGGAGAUACGAAGUAGCAAGAGAAAUGACGAGAAAAUUCGGAAAAAUAUUCCUGUGGAGGAGCCUCUCAUGGAUCUCCCUGAGCGACCUUCUCCAGAUGGAGGGGAGGUGGGAGAGGACACACCUGUCAUCUUCGUCGAGGAGGAGGGUACCUGGUCUGAUUGGGACACUCAGGACGCUUCCAAUGUUGGAGCGAACGCCAUGAAUAACGUAGAGAUCAUUGAGGAAAUAUCUGUGCCACUAACAUCAAUUCCCAAAAUCGAUAGACAAUUGUACACCAAAAAAAUUCCGAUAUCUGAUAUUACCGAGCUCGAUAUCAAGCACUCGAAGAGUCAGGGAAUCAAAGAAGAAGUGGAUUUCUUCACAGAUAUGGAACCAGUCAUCGAAAAACCGAGGAUUGUUCAUAUUGAAGAGGAGAAGGAGAAAAAUGUUAAGAGUGUUUUUGAUUUCAAGGGAGGCUCCAUGCAGGAUGACGAUGAUGAUGGCUGGGGGGAAGAUCUAAAUGACUGGGGAGGAGAGAAUACUAUUGAUAAUGUGAAUGAUUGAGGGUUGGGGAGAAGGUGGAUGUUGAGAGAAGUGAAAAUACAGGCAAUGUGGGUCCUGGUGGGGCUAAUCGUCUUGGGUCUAGCGUGGAGAGGAGUCGCGUUAAGGGAAAAUGUGACGAGACCUCUUUUGUAGAGUAGAAAAUUCUGGAAGAAUUGGGUUCUUCGAGAUUUUUUCUUACAGUUAUGAAUAUUUAUCUAAUUUGACGUUAAAUUGGGAUUAAAAUAUCAAAACAGGUGGGUAAAUGUUAAAGGAAUUGUUAAGGAUGACAUAGUCUUGCUAAUGAGCGAGUUUGGGCGAAAAUGCAUCGCAUAUUCUUUCUAGAGGAUUUUAUAAGCUACAAAGAUGAUGCAGGAUCAUUUCCUUGUUGGUGAAAUGGAUCAUCAGAUAUUUGAAAUUUUAUGUUGCGUAUAGUCACUUCGAUUCAGACUUUUCCAGGGAGUUUGUGUUGAUCUUGUUGAUAAAAGGGUUGAGCGCUGGGGUUUUGUUGAAUCCUUCAAUAAAUUGUUGAUAGGAGAGUGAUUUGUAAUUUGUAACAUAAAUGAAUUUUGAAUAUAAGUGUCUUCAAUAACA